Molecule: messenger RNA, 459 nt
Organism: Leishmania mexicana MHOM/GT/2001/U1103
Lineage: Eukaryota; Euglenozoa; Kinetoplastea; Trypanosomatida; Trypanosomatidae
Product: putative D-tyrosyl-tRNA deacylase
Exons: 1
Coding region: 1-459 (152 amino acids)
Biological process (GO): tRNA metabolic process
Cellular component (GO): cytoplasm
Molecular function (GO): D-tyrosyl-tRNA(Tyr) deacylase activity
Source: RefSeq, a predicted model, not a curated record
AUGAAGGCCGUCAUCCAGCGCGUUCUGAGCGGCUCCGUCACCUCUGAGGGUGAGGUGGUAGGUUCCAUCCAGAAAGGGCUGGCCGUCCUUGUCGGGAUCGCGCGUGACGACACGGCUGAUGACACCGAGUACAUCCUCCGCAAGAUUCUUGGGGCUCGGGUGUGGAGCAAUGAGGAUGGGUCCAAGAUGUGGUGCCGAAACGUGAAGGAAAUCGAUGGAGAGGUGCUGCUCAUUUCACAGUUUACGCUCAUGCACGUCAUGAAGGGUAACAAGCCAGACUUCCAUAACGCUAUGCCACCUGAAGACGCCCUCAAGGUGUUCAACACCCUUCGCGAUAAACUGCGGUGCGAGUAUGCCCCACACAAGAUUGCGACCGGCAACUUUCAGCACUACAUGAACAUUCACCUGUCGAACGACGGCCCCGUAACGCUCAUCCUGGAUAGCAAGAAAAGGAGUUGA